Molecule: messenger RNA, 1002 nt
Organism: Morchella importuna
Lineage: Eukaryota; Fungi; Ascomycota; Pezizomycetes; Pezizales; Morchellaceae
Exons: 3
Coding region: 1-1002 (333 amino acids)
Source: RefSeq, a predicted model, not a curated record
AUGAAAGUCCUCGUCACCGGCGCCGCCGGCUUCAUCGGGCAGAAGCUCGUAUCAGCCCUGAUUGCGGACCCUCUCUAUACGGAUAUCACAAUCACAGACAUUAUCCUCCCCAAGACGCCACGGUCACCCGAGGAGAAGCCCGUCACAGCAGUGCUGUCGAACCUGGCAACACAGGCAGACCGCGAGAUGCUGGUGACAAAGGACCUCGACGUCAUCUUCAUCCUCCACGGAAUCAUGAGUGGCAUGGCGGAAAAGAACUUUGAGAGUGGUAUGAUGGUGAACUUCGACUCCACGCGAGGCCUGCUGGAGUGCGCGAGAAAGAGGAGGUGGCAUGAAUCGAGGAACAAGUUGUUUAUAGGUGCUCAGGUCGUCCCCGGCAUCAAAGUCGUCUUCGCCUCCUCGCUCGCCGUCUUUGGCGGCACCCUCCCGGACGAGGUGACGGAGCGCACCAUGCCCACGCCGUCAACGUCGUAUGGAAUGCAGAAGAUGCUGUGUGAAUACCUGAUCAACGACUACUCCCGCCGCGGCUACAUCGAUGGCCGCACCCUCCGCUUCCCCACGGUCGUGGUCCGUCCCGGCGCACCCUCCGGCGCCGCCUCAUCAUUCGUCUCCGGCAUCAUCCGCGAGCCGCUAAAUAACCUACCCUCCGUGCUGCCCGUGUCGCGCGACAUGUCGCUGUGGGUGUCCUCUCCGCGCACCGUGGUGUCAAAUAUACUACAUGCCGUAAACGUGCCGGCGGAGCAGCUGGGGGAGAUGCGGCAGAUCAACCUGCCCGGGAUCACGGUCACGGUGAAGGAGAUGCUUGAGGCACUGGGCGCAGUGGGCGGCGAGGAGAGGGUGGAGCUGGUGAAGGAGCAGAAGGAUGAGACGGUGCAGAGGAUUGUGGGCAGUUGGCCGGCGAGGUUUAGGAUAGAGCGGGCGAUGGAUCUGGGGUUUGUGGGUGAUGGGGGCUUUGCACAGGUUGUGAAGGAGUAUAUUGAGGAUGAAGGGAUAUUGGUUUAG